Molecule: messenger RNA, 261 nt
Organism: Darwinula stevensoni
Lineage: Eukaryota; Metazoa; Arthropoda; Ostracoda; Podocopida; Darwinulidae
Source: the annotation of a GenBank genome assembly
AUGGUCAUGAAGUUGCGGUGUGAUGGAGAGGAUUUCCGCUGUCAUCCUCAUCAUCGCCUCUAUGUCCAUCGCCUUCUCCCAAUAAACCUAUGCUUUCUUACUCACAUGCUCCCAAAGUACCAUCAGAACGUCGGCGUCAACUCGUUCGUGAAUCCGAUUUUUCUCCCGAAAUUUGGAUAUGGGACUGUCAAGACUGCAAAUUACGUGGACAACUUCAUCAAAAGCAAGACACCAGGAGCCCAGUGGUGUCCAGCGCCUUGA